UAUAAGAAACCAUGUAACUGCUUGCAAACAAACUUAAGCACUUCACAUGGUUUAAAUUUGUAUAAAUGAUAGUUUUAAAUAAGUAAAUUUAUAUAAUAAAUUUUAAAAGAAAUAUCUCAUUAGAUCAAUUUCUAAUAGAUAAUGUCUCGAUCACUAAUACGUAAAGCUUUUGAACUAAUUGAAGACGAUUAUAAAUCUCGCAUCAGUGAUAAUAAAUCCAAGCUUCCCAAGAAACAUUCAUGCUGUCAAAAGAAAAACACUUUUGGAUCACAAUAUGCCACAAAUUCUGAAGCCUUUGAUUGGAAAAUAGGAAAAAGUAAUCCAAAAUGCAAGCCCAAUUUAGAUUCCAGCAAAAUUGAUAGAACUGAAGAGAAUCUGAGUAUUUUAAAACAGUUAAGUCAACUGAGGCCGAAACCAGCUGCUGCUCAAAAGAUCAUAGAAUAUCAAAGAAAAUUGCAAAGUAAGCGCUAUUUAGAACCAGAAAUUCCUGAGCCUGAGCCAGAAUCUAUAUUAUUUCCUGAAGAGAAAAAAAAGAAAAAGAGAAGAAAAGUGGAAGAAUUUUAAAAUAUCUUUAUGAUGUUUUGUAAAUAACUUAUCCUUUUUCUUUUUAAAUAAAAUUAAGUUUAAUUUUA
Molecule: messenger RNA, 632 nt
Organism: Parasteatoda tepidariorum (common house spider)
Lineage: Eukaryota; Metazoa; Arthropoda; Arachnida; Araneae; Theridiidae
Source: RefSeq, a predicted model, not a curated record